Messenger RNA from Loa loa (African eye worm), 1032 nucleotides. RefSeq lists its product as hypothetical. NCBI's taxonomy places the organism in Eukaryota, Metazoa, Nematoda, Chromadorea, Rhabditida, Onchocercidae. The coding region runs from base 142 to 1032 and encodes 296 amino acids. The transcript is spliced from 8 exons. The record is from RefSeq and is a predicted model, not a curated record.
UUUCCACAAUAUGCACGACUUUAUGAAGAACAUCGUUUUCCAAUAGAUAUUCGUUCGGUAAAACGAGAUCACGAAUUUUUGGAUGACGAUUCACUACGAGCUCUAUUCCGCCGCUUGAAUGCACUCAAUCGAUGUGCUAUUAUGAAAAUUGAGAACGUGGUACUGAGGAAACAUCCAGAACGAUUUAAUAUUAAUCCACUGGAAACAAAUAUUGAUGAUGACAUAACAAUCAGCAAUUACGAUGAUGACGACGAUCAGGUAGCUAUUUCAAACAAGUGGAAAUAUCAGCGUAAUUCCCAAACCUGGUCUAGGAUCGUACGAGAUGAUGAUACUGCUGUUACAUUCAAUGGAAAUAGUGUUUGGCCGAACCACAAGGAAGUGGUUUCCAGCGCUGAACUUAACGAAGCGUUGCGGAUGUCAUUCGGUUACGGACAUAAUCCUAGAAGACAACCGGACGGCGCCCCAUGUUCCAACGAUGAUCUGUACAACAGUAGAAAUCAGGAUAUCAUUACUACCAAUCGAGCUGUUGCUAAAAAUGAUCGGAAUUGUCCCGCACUUGAUUCAUCAUCAUCAUCAACAAUGGCGACAGUAAAUUUGCAGCGAUCUCAAAGUGAAAGAUUGAAGGAACGCGCACGAGCGCUAAUGAAACGUAUGGAUAUACGAUCCUCCAGCAGACGUCGUCGACAGCGUGAUUCUUCGGUAGCUGAUUCAGCACUAUCCACAACAAGCGGAGUUCCGCAUUCAUCGCUACAAUCAGCCACGACAUCGUCAUUAUUAUCAAAAACUGCUUCAAGUGCGGGAGGUAGAGAUUUAGUAAUUGGUGAUCCAGUGCUUGUUUCGCACUUCUCGGCUAGUCCACGAACUAUGCGUAUGUUCCCGGAUGGUUUAUCCAGUAUUCUAUCAUCGCAGGCUGUCACACCACAAAUUUUAAAUCAAUUUCGUCGCUGUACUACUGCCAUGGAAGCGGACGAUCAAAUAUCUGAUGGAGUUAUUAUCACUGGUGCUAUCCAUGAGGAGCAGGAAAACUUCUAG